GUCUGGUAAUAGUGCCUGAUUCUGGUGUCAAGAUCCAGGGUUGACACGAAAGCUAGCAGAAGAAUUCCAAGACACCAACCCGAAGCUCAGGGUGUUGACUCUGGGGAGAUCCAAAACAUGAGCAUUAGAGAGUCAUUUGGAGCCGUCCGUGUUCCAACCUGUGUACCAUGGCUUUUGUCUUGGGCUUAUAAUAACUCAUUAAUGUUUACUGUGGCUCCUAACACAUCUUCUUCUAUUAUUUUACCUUUGAAAAGUUUGAAAGGGUUUCGUAAUGGUCGCCCCACUACUGGAGAUAGAUGGCUCGGGUAUUGGUGGUAUUUAACUGGCCACCCGGUUAACACCGGCUGGGGCACCCUUGUCACCACGCAAAUGCGAGGGUAUUGGCCCUCUGGUUCCAGUGACGAGGCUGUGUUCUUUGCUAAACGAGUGACUUUGAUAAAUCGGGGCACAAGCCUCCUUUUGACUCUUACACUCCCUGACGGUCAUAUUCGUCCUCCAAAUGCCACCUUGUUUAACACUGCUUGUUGGGGUUUUCAACUGUGGGCUUGGUCCUCUGGAACCGAUCCUCGCUUUCCUAUUGCUAUUUGCCUUAAUAGAACAAUGUCGGUCGCAGACCGUCCCGUUACAAAUAAAUACACCUUGUCAGCGGGAGCAAAAAUCACAAGUACGCUCCUCACUGAUGUAGACAGCUAUUUUGUGGCCUCCACAGGGAUAAGCGGUCAUACUAACAACUGGCUUCUUAUGGCUGAGCAGGCCGCAAAGAUGGCUGGCGCUAGUUGCAUUGCAUGCAUGGGUCCCAGACCUCUUUUGAAAAUCAUACCUGCAAAUGUAGGCCCUAAGUGUGCUGUCGUUUUGAUGUUAGACUCGUCCAUUUCACCCACUCACGAUUGUUUUAGAUGGGAUACGGUUUACCCUGUUGCCCCUAUGACAAAGCAUAAACCCCUUUUUUCGUCUGUUGUAGCUAAGGGUAAUUUUACAUGCAUUAGAUUACCUGGUACCGGUGUGAUGCUCGGCGCCCUACCUGCUCCGUGGUGUGGGUCCGUGACCAAGGUCACGGCCCCUUUUUUGCCCAUUGCUCGUUGUGAUAUUUGGUUUUGGUGUAAUAGUAACAAACUUUAUGAUAGGUUGCCUUUCGACAGCGCUGGAAUUUGCGCUUUGGUAACCCUAUUGCUACCUGUUCAUUUGAUACCAAUGUCCUCUUAUGAUCUAACGUCUUUUGCUAAGUCCGUAGUGCCCAAAUUCUGGCCGAGAACGAAACGAGACGCCGAAUGGCGGGGCACAGCUAAUCCAACCUACAUCGACGCCAUUGGUGUUCCUAGGGGAGUGCCGGAUGAGUAUAAACUGGUGAAUCAGAUAGCAGCUGGUUUUGAAUCCGCCCUGUGUUGGUGGUGUACUCUUAACAAAAAUGUUGACAGGAUUAACUACGUCCAUUACAACGUGCAGAGGCUUGGAAACUGGACCGAGGCGGGUUUCAAGGCGGUCCACUCCCAACUGGCCGCUACUUCCCUCAUGGCUUUCCAGAAUCGAAUGGCCCUUGACAUGCUACUCUCAAGAGAGGGCGGUGUCUGCGCCAUGUUCGGUGAGCAAUGUUGCACUUUUAUUCCAAAUAACACUGCGGCCGACGGAAGCCUGUCCCAGGCCCUUGAGGGCCUGCGGGCCUUGAACGGGAAGAUGAAGGAGCACAGUGGAGUGAACACGGAGGUUUGGGCCAACUGGUUGAACGUGUUCGGAAAGUACCGCACCCUGGUUUCCUCUGCCCUGGUCUCCGUUGCCGUUUUCUCUGCCAUUUUGACCUUGUGUGGAUGUUGUUGCAUCCCUUGUCUCCGAUCCCUAAUUAACAGGCUAAUUACGGCUGCUAUCUCUCCACCAGCUGAGACUUUCCCGUUGCUCCUAAGGGAUGACCUUUCGGUCGACGGGGGUUCCUUCUCUAUUGACGACCCGGUCAGCGAAUCUGUUGUGGUAAACUUGUCCGAUUUGUUUUCUGACCCGGGCUUUGCCGAUUGUGACUCAGUUUCCUCCCGUGUGUAAGUUGGUUCCUGCGAAAUGUGAUCCCUUGGCUGAAAAUCUUUUUGAAGUGGCCGUAUGGGUGAUGGGUUGGUCUCCGGGAACUUAUGAUAAACAGGGGGGAAUUGUUGGAUAAAUUGUAUAUAUAUGUUAUCAUGCGUUCCCUAAUGAGUACUUAUUAUUAUUAAUAAGUUAUUGCGCAGAAUGCUUGCUGUUUCGCCUUGCAGACGUCCACCAGUCCACAACAAGUCAUACGAUGCUGUCUGGGGCUUCCUGACCUUCUACACCUCUGGGAAUCCAAGAAAGUUGCUGAUAGCUCAAUCUACUCUGUUGAUGUCUGCACAUGGCAUUCUGUCCUUGCACUCCUUUCCCAUGGCGUCCUGUCUGUAACUACUUGUUUCACAUAGAAUUUUCCCAUGGCGUCCUGUCUGUAACUACUUGUUUCACAUAGAAUUUUGUCCUUGCGCUCUUUUUAUUUUGUUUCUCAUGAGACUAGGCCAUGCUUUCCCCCCCACCUGUUAGGGGCUAGUCUCACAUUGUAGGUAGGGCAUCCCUUAAUAAAAAGAGCGAGGGGUGUGACAGAUCUUUAGUGUAUUUUGGACUGCUGUAAGUCUGGUUGCACUCCUCGCGAGAAAAGACUCAACA
Messenger RNA from Syngnathus typhle (broad-nosed pipefish), 2649 nucleotides. RefSeq lists its product as uncharacterized. The transcript is spliced from 2 exons. The record is from RefSeq and is a predicted model, not a curated record. The coding region runs from base 118 to 2028 and encodes 636 amino acids. Lineage: Eukaryota; Metazoa; Chordata; Actinopteri; Syngnathiformes; Syngnathidae.